This is a messenger RNA of Parus major (Great Tit), 3057 nucleotides long. RefSeq lists its product as uncharacterized. The record is from RefSeq and is a predicted model, not a curated record. The transcript has 4 exons. Bases 201 to 839 code for a protein of 212 amino acids. Lineage: Eukaryota; Metazoa; Chordata; Aves; Passeriformes; Paridae.
UUGCCUGAAAACGUACGUGGCUUGAAAAUCCCUAUUGUUGCUCUAUCCCAGAAAAUGAUUCAUCCCCCCACGGGGCUUUGCCUUGCCUCCGCACAUUUCGCAAGGCUCCUGGCUUUAUAACAGCGUGGCGCACGCGGUGACUCCUGGCAGAUUCCUCGGCUCGCUUGAGAGUGAGGAGGCAGAAGCUAAUCCUCCUAACAAUGAUUUUCCUCUUGCAGCAUUUCUUCCUGCUGGCCACAGACUUAGUGCUCGCCAUGACCCUUUCCUGCCUCUUUUAUGCCUUCGCGUGCGUUUCCAUCGCGUUUCUGACUUGCUGCGUUAUCAUCUUCUCCUUUGGCACCGCGGAGAGGAAUGUUGAUGUGAAAAGGAGAGCAAUUGUAAUUCUUGUGUCCAACAGUUCCAUUGGGAGGAUGUUUGCAAGGAACCUGGAUAAAGCAGGUUUCGGGGUGUCUGCUGCACAAUGGUCUGCUCAAGAGGCGAGGACAGUGACAGAAGAGUGCUCAUCGAACAAGGAGGUAGCCCAGCUCCAUCUGACUGAAGAUGAGUAUCAGAAGACAGUGAAAACCUUCAUAGAAAGCCACUUAUCCCUGAAAGGCAUGUACGGGAAGAUGAGGAAGCCGUCGAUCCUGAUAUGGGAUGAAGGGGCACCAGACACACGUGGGGUACCUGAGAGAAAAACCUCCUGUGAGGGGAAGAAAGCUUUCAAGGCUCCACGCAGGAAUUGCUUAUUGCAGACAGCUCUGUGUGUCUCAAUCCUCUUUCACCCACUGACCUGUGUCUUGAGUUUCCUGAAGAGAAGCCCACAGCUGCUCGUGCCUCUGCUCAAGUCCAAAAACUGACAGGUUUCUCCCGCACAGGCUGCCACCUCGCGGGCAUGGACUGGCACAGGCGUUUUCCUGGAAAUAGCAACUCCCGAGUGCAAAGAGCUCAUUACUGUCAAUGUUCUGCACUGAUGAUCCAAGGAAACUGCAACCCUUCGGGUCCCUGGCUUGGCAAAAUUGUACAAGUGUAGAGAUGAUAAAGUUGUUCAGCUUCUAAUGUGGUUGGGGGGAUAAGUUCUCCAUAAAAACAAGAGCUCUAACUGGCAAAUCUAUAGGUGCCAUGGUGGAAUUAGUCAGAAAGAGUGAGAUUGGAACACUUACUCAAAAGCUACAGCCCUGCUGCCUGUGUCACUGUAGGAGCUCCUUGUAUGAGUCAGAUUUCACAUUUCUAUCUCUUGCACAGUCAGAAUCUGCAUCAAUCAAUGUAAAUAUGUCCUCUGCUUUUUCAGAGCACUUAAUUUACACCAUGAAUCAAAAUUACUGGAAGCUAAUUCUGGGCAGAUUUCGAGUAGGAUAUUUAAGGCCUGUGUAAACUUCUUUAAAAUCUGAUAAUUCUUAUGCUGGAUCAGUUUAUUGAAAAAUCAUUGAACCGAUUUUGUAUUUACUCUGAUACCACUGGAAUUUCCCAACAGUGUGACAGUGUAAGGGCUUUUCAUCAACUGGGAAGACUCCCUGUGUUCAAACAUAUGCUGUUUCUCAAAUAAAAUUAACUUUUAACCAGAGAUAAAUCCUAAUUUCAUGAUGUUGUACCCCUUUUUCAUUAAUCCUCAAGUUCAAAACAGUUGACCUGAUGAAAGCGUAUCUGCACUGUGUGCCUAAGGUGAAAAUAUGUCCUGGAUGAGACCAUUUUGAUUUCAGCACUUUCCAAAUCUUGUCAUCAGGAAGAAAAGGAGACUUGAUCUCCCCUCAUUCUUAUCCUCCACCUCCAACUGAAGUUCUCAGUUUGCUGUGCUGAGGUAAUCCUUCCAUGACAGAAGUGUGUAUUAGUCUGUGUGGACAAGCAGCCCAAGCAUAUUUUACUCCUUUGGGAUCAUUUUGCAGUAGUAUUUGGAAGUCAGAAUCAUCCCACAUUUGUCUUUCAAGUCAGAAAUGAGAGACAUACGGCAGUGUUUAUUUUUUUGUUUGUUUCUGGAAUGUGUUAUUUAGAAGGUAUAGGGUGUCUUUUCACUUUCCACACUGCCCCUGCAUAAGGAAACUCCAGCUGAACCAUCUGUCCCUGGGCCAGGGGUGUUCCAGCUGAAAAAGGAUCAGUCACUUCAGGUUAGAGAAGAUGGCAAAUUUUCCUGCUUCUAGGAGAAUUUUCUUUCCAUGUCUUUCUCUUGCUUUGUUACCACUCCAGUACUGCCAAAAAGUACUUAAUCUUAGGGAUUUACUAAAAUAACUUCUGACAAAUGGAAGACUUAAUAUCUGGAAUAGUCUAGACACCGUAUGCAACGACAAGUAUUUGAAAAUGUUUCAUGGGUAGAGAUAUUCCUGCCUUGCCUUUUAAAUAGAAGUCAUCUCCCUUUUUUUGACACACUGAGCAGUAUACAUGGCAUCCUAAAUCUGUUUUGUCAACUGAGUCCAGAGUUUUUAAAAAUAUGCAGCAAGAUUUUAAUACAGCUCAUCACAUUAUAUAGAACCAGACAUCCUGCUUAGUCCUCAAAGGCUCGAUAUUCCCCGUGCACAGCCCACAUGCAACUGCUCCUGUCUAAUUCCAUGGGAUGAUUCCUUUCCUUUGACACCACGGCAGAGCCUUCUCCCAAAGUAGGACGUGCAGCUCUCCAGCUCAAAAAACUGUAAGCCUUUCUGUUCAGACUAUCUUUGGCUGUUUAACUGCACCAAACCCCCAUAUUUUGACUUUCUUCCUGGAAAGCUACUUGUCUGAGUCCUGAAAUGCUUGCCCACAGAUGCAAAUUCAGUGUCAGCUUUUUGGGUAUUUGCAGCAAGCAGCAUCAUUUGUGUGUUAGCAUUAGAAGUAAGAACUUAAUUUUCUGAACUUCCAGAUGGACUGGUCAAGAUGACUUAUAUGUUUGGGUUUUUUUAUUUUGGAUAAGCAUAAUUUUCACCAGCACCAAAAGGUUCCAUCAGCCUGCUAUGCUGUUUACUGUACAAUAGCAAGAGGAGUGCUACAUGGUCUGGGGGCUGAUAUGACAAGACAGAAUGGAUGCCAAAGAGAAGUCACAUUUGUCAGGAAUUGUGUGAUACAGCCAGCUCCUAUGGGUCAGAGAUCCUGAUCCUGCACCCUGAAAAUCAU